Messenger RNA from Lachancea fermentati, 1209 nucleotides. Lineage: Eukaryota; Fungi; Ascomycota; Saccharomycetes; Saccharomycetales; Saccharomycetaceae. The record is from the annotation of a GenBank genome assembly.
AUGCGUCAGUUCAAAACAGUUGAGUAUGAAGGCGAUUCUGGCUCUAUUAUUUCGACCAGAAAAGCUCGAACAGUCGAGCUUAGAGACUGUUCAAAUGUCACUUGGGAGGGUAUGAGAGACGGAACGGGUGAAGUUCGUGCAACUGAAAGCUGUCAGGAUAACAGACCAGAGCUUUAUUCAAGAGUUUGGCCGCGAAGAAGUUCCACUACUAUCAAGCAGGAUGCCGUUCAUCAGAAGUCUAGGAGGAGAUCCGCCACGGUGAGUGUUCCUCUACCUUAUUUGGAAAAGCAGUUUGGGGAUUUGGAUUUGUAUACAGUCGAAGAGGUUUUUCAUCCGUCUGAAACGUCCUUUGAAGGUCGGGAUCCGCGAAACAGUAGCCUAGAGACCUCAUCGCAAUCAGAGGUUGACGAUGGCGCGCAACUAAUAUCAGAACGGCAAUUGGCACACAUGAGAGAUGAUUUAAAUCCAAGCAAUCCACAAGCCAUAUCAGCAGAAAGGCAAAGCACACAAGAGGUACAAGAGACUUACAUUGGAGAGCAAGAAUGUGUGAUCAUUGAGGAUGUUGAGGUUAUUAAUUUGAAUAACGAAAAUGAAAGCACUACGGGCAACCCUGAACCUAUAGAAGAAAAAGCACCAUUAGAGACCGCUUCAUCUGGUUUUAACCGCCAUAAACCAAAUAGAUCUGCUGAAAAGGGAACAACUCAUUAUAGGAAUAGAUCAAGCGGCGGUGCUUUAAGCGCUGAUACCUUUACCCGAGUUGCACGGAGCCUUCACUCAAGCUCAUUAGAGCAGGGUGUCUGCAACGGCUUAAAGGUUCUCACUGGUGAAGGAUCUGAGCAAAUGGCUCGUCAAGAAGCAGAAACUCGCAUGCAAGUGUGUCAAGAAGUUCUACAGCCAGUAACAUUGACAGCACUCGACAAUUCAACCAAUGCUAAUUCUUCCGCGUUGCAAACUCACGUUUGUGACUGUGAAGGCAUUCAAAUAACAAAUCUGAAACCAGCUCUGAUUGAAAAAGAAGCUUUUUCAACAGAUGUUCCAUGCAGCGCUAGUACGACGUCCAUUCAUAGGCCUUUAAGGGAACUAAUCAAUAAGACAAAUAAAACAUGCUAUCAAGUCGACUCUAGUAAGGUAAGAUAUAAAGCAGGUCUCUCUAAGAACACUUCGUUGCGCGUACCUCACCUGCACGCCAAAUUCGAUAGGGAGAAGUAA